AUGUCGUCUGUUCACACGCGUCUGAUCACCCUGUGCGGCUGGCUUCUACUCCUCGGACGCCUCGCAUGUGCAGCAAGCCCAUAUUCGAUUCCAUUCACGUGGUCCGGCAGUGAGACAUCAUCAAACCUCUCGCUUGCACAGCGCGAAGGGUAUGCGAGUCGCGCGGCCGCAUUGCUCGUUGACCAGAUGAAAAGCUCGCUUGGUACCAUCAAUGGCUUCGAUUCUGCUCGGGCAGCUGAGCUAGUAUCUGUGCUUGCUCUACAGGACUGGCUCAGCGGAAACGCCACGAACAAAGCCGCGGUGCAAACCAGCUUAAACAUCUACGAGACACAGAAACCUACCUAUCCGGACUCCUCUGCAGUUGGGUCAUGGAACUCCGAUACCCUUUACUGGGGUCUUGCUGCCUACUACGCUAAUCGGGCUUACCCAGACGGAGAUCCGUACCUGGGCCUUGCUGUCAAUAAUUGGCAACUAGCCUCUCAGAGUGUUGUUCCUGCCAAUGGAACACUACCCCGCUCUGCGAAAGUGACCUCCGGCUGCGCGGGCAAAUCGCUCGCGGGAGGUAUUUUUCUGGUGAGAGAUGACUUGGACGACCCAACCAUAUGGAGCUUUGUCUCUGCCAUGUACAUAACGCUUUCCGCAUACCUUUACGAGAGUACGAAUGAUACCGAUUAUCUCCAGCACGCGGAGGCCACGGCCUCUUUCUUCCAGAGCGUUUUUCUCGACCCUGCAGGCCUUGCAUCUUAUUCUGUCAACGUUACAUCGUGCGACUUCGACCCUACAUUAUCUUCUUGGGUCUCCGGCGCUUCUAUCGAGGGGAUCGCGGUUCUGGCCAAUGUCUCUGGGAACUCGACAUGGUCGAAUAUGCUUUCCGAGAUACUACCCGCUGCUAUGCAGAGCCCAGGAACGCCCUGGAAUACGGCUGAUGGGAGGAUAUCGGAAGAUGAUCCCGCACAUCCAACUCACUACCAGAACGUCUUGAAGGGGUUGCUCAUGCGCGGCGUAUUGGAAGCACGCCGUCGCAAUCCUUCGACGUCAGACCUCGUGAACUUGGUUGACAGUUACAUCACAAUCCAGUUGAACUCUGUACUGAACGCGACUGUGAACGGCACCGCCGACACGUACUCGACGUCCUGGGUAGGAGUACAAGACGAUUCCACGGAUCUCACAGGCAAUGUUGGCGCCCUUGAUGUGCUCAACGCUGCCUUCGCCAUUGCGGGAAGCCUCCCGGCCGUAAGUAGCAACGGCACCUCGGGCGGGACAGGUGGUAAUGGCUCGUCUGGCGGUGGUAAUGGUGGAUCAUCGGGAGGGCCAAAGAUGUCCAGCCAUUCUUCAAACGUAGGGGCGAUCGUGGGAGGUGUGGUGGGUGGUGUCGCGGCCCUAGCGCUAGCUGCUCUCGCGGCGGUCUUAUACCGCAGGCGUCGCAGAACGAAAACAAGCGAAGCUACGUCGCGCGGUCAUACGACAGCGGUGGAUCCUUUCCCGCCGGGCUCUGCAGGGUCUUCAGGAUUCCAGUCUCGCUUGGACCGCAAAAUGGCAACGGAAGGCAGCACACAGCUUCCAACACUUUCAGGGAGUCCGCCGGCUCAGGAGUCAAGUAGCCCCAUCGCCUCAAGUAUAUCGCUCGUCAAUGCACCUCGGCCACGACCUCUACCCGAAGAUCCGUCCCACUUGCUGCUACAACCAAAUAGGGGACAUCAAGCUACAGCGCAUACACCACCACCCGCGCCCGCACCUCCCGCAACUGAUGUGUCACCCCUCACCCCACCGGUUCAACUUGAUCCGCAGGCUAUACAUGGCUUGAUAGGUCAACUGCAAGGUAUGCUCAGAAGCCAAGAUGAGCCGCCGCCUGAAUAUAUCCCGCGAGACGCAUAG
Molecule: messenger RNA, 1875 nt
Organism: Peniophora sp. CBMAI 1063
Lineage: Eukaryota; Fungi; Basidiomycota; Agaricomycetes; Russulales; Peniophoraceae
Source: the annotation of a GenBank genome assembly